This is a messenger RNA of Rhododendron vialii, 728 nucleotides long. RefSeq lists its product as uncharacterized. The record is from RefSeq and is a predicted model, not a curated record. NCBI's taxonomy places the organism in Eukaryota, Viridiplantae, Streptophyta, Magnoliopsida, Ericales, Ericaceae. The transcript has 3 exons. Bases 219 to 572 code for a protein of 117 amino acids.
GAGGAGGGGGACACCACAGGCAACCCAACCCACCGCUGACCACCACGAGACCCUCCCUAUCCACCUCUGGCAACCACCAUUACCGGCAAGGAAAGGACCAGACUAAUUCAAAAUCUCGGAUUUUCACGACCACCACCACCAAGGGUAACCCAAGCCAUAUAGGGCAUUGCCAUGGGUUCGGGAUACUAGAGAGUGUAAUAAAUGGUAACCCAAGCUAUAUGGGGCAUUCAAGGUGGCCAAACAUGAUGCCCCAUAAUAUGCAAGCACAUAUGACACAAGGCGGAAUCAUCUUUCCAUUUUCGCCAACUUUUUGCCCAACCGGAACAAGCUUGAACCAAUUUAGACUUUCUUUUCCAAGUUCACAAAGCUUAUUCAAUGGUCAAGUUUGGAGAGGUCAAUCAACUAUUGCGGGCAAUCAAGUUUGGGGAGGAGGACAAUCAAGUUUUUUGGAAGACCAAAGUCAAUAUUGGGGGGGACAAGAACCAAGUUUACUGCAAACUCAAGGGCAUGGAUGUGAAGGACGACAAAGUUUCACAGAUAUGUUGAAUGUAACAAAUAAUGAUGGGGAAUAGUUCACUUGUUUGUUUAAUGGAAAUGAUGAAUAUGUAUUGUUAUUUUUAUUGGUCUUAACAUUGAUGAAUCUGUAUUAGUAUUAGCAUUACGACAACUUUUGUUGAACCUGUGAAUGUUGCAAGGUUGCAAUUUGUUAUAUUUGAUGAAUGCAAUUU